This is a messenger RNA of Ictalurus punctatus (channel catfish), 1881 nucleotides long. It is a transcript of the gene trmt61b, whose product is annotated as tRNA methyltransferase 61B. The record is from RefSeq and is a predicted model, not a curated record. Bases 353 to 1771 code for a protein of 472 amino acids. Gene Ontology annotation, cellular component: tRNA (m1A) methyltransferase complex. The transcript has 7 exons. NCBI's taxonomy places the organism in Eukaryota, Metazoa, Chordata, Actinopteri, Siluriformes, Ictaluridae. Gene Ontology annotation, biological process: tRNA methylation.
GUUUUUGCCGGCAUCUUGUGGUCACUCUUUGUCCUGCAGCAUGUUCGUCUCUUAUUGAUGACGUAGUCAAAUCCAAAAUGGCGCCGCUCUGUGAGAGUCACGCUGCGGUUGGAUUUGUUUACUAUCGCUUUCUCAGUGCAUUGCUUUUAACGUGUCAUUACAUUUAAAGUCGCUUUCUGGUUCUGGAGUUUGCGCUUCUAUUUUAUUGAUAGUUUUUCUUUAAGACAAAGCGCGUGCCCUUUGAUUAGAAUUGUUUGACAUUUACGUGUACAUUUUAUAUGUACGUACAAUUAAUGAAUGAGAAACAUUUCAUCACUGGUAGAAACCCUGAUAGUCUUACGAAGCUUAGCUGAUGUCUGCCUUUGGGUUGUGUUUCAAUUUGGGUCCCUCAAUUAAAAUGACACCAAGGCUGGCCCGAGUGUGUGCCACAUGUUUAAGUCAUAAGGUCAACCGGACUGAUCUCAGAAUCGCUUCAUUCACUUGGAUCAAGCGGUUUGGUACAGGUCCGGAUGGAGGAGAUGAUGAUUCUGGAGCACCGGUACCAUCCAGUCCAGCGCUUUUUCCAUUCUCAAAGGGAGCUUCUCGAUUUGGGAGGCGACCCUUGUCACCUUUAGAGAGGGUGAGUCAAAUGUUACCCCAGGAAUCGUUAAGUGAGGAGGUCUGGGAACUCAGAGGGAAAAAACCAAGGGAAGAGAACGAUGAUACGGAAACACAGACUCCAAAGAAGCUCAUCGAAGAUCUAGAUGUUCACGAACAAAGUGGAGAUGGUGUUGUAAACGAAAGCAAAGAAGAUUUGACGCACGUUCUACCUGGGGAGCGUCUGAUGUGCUUCGGAGAAGUCCUCCUCGCUGAGUACCGCCGUAAACGAAGGCUGGAGUUACAGAAAAUGUUCCAGCUGGAGAAAGGAUCCAAGCUGGGGAGCAACAGUGGUUUCAUAGCUCAUGAUGCCAUCCAGGGCUGCCACGCUGGGACGGUUUUACGCACCAGCCUGGGGAUCCCUAUGCUCAUCCGCAGGCCCAGUCUCGAAGAGUUCACGCUGUUUAUGAAAAGAGGGCCUGCUAUUGCUUACCCAAAAGACGCCAGCGCCAUGCUGAUGAUGAUGGACGUUAACGAGGGAGACUGCGUGCUGGAGUCGGGCUCUGGAUCCGGGGCCAUGAGUCUCUUCCUGUCCCGAGCAGUGGGCUCUAGUGGAAGCGUGCUGAGUGUCGAAGUAAGAGCGGACCACCACAGACGGGCCGUGUUAAAUUACGAGCGCUGGCGUUCGUCCUGGAGGCUGCGCAGUGGAAACGAGUGGCCUGAAAACGUCCACUUCCACCUCGGAGAUCUCACAAACGCCGCCCCCUCGCUUGCCGGGCGGAGCUUCAAUUCCGUGGCUCUGGAUAUGAUUAACCCUCAUCUGGCUUUACCCACAGUCGUACCUCAUCUCCAUACAGGAGGUGUGUGUGCCAUCUAUCAGGCCAACGUUACGCAGAUCAUCGACUUGAUGGAAGGACUGCGCUGCUCCACACUCCCUCUGGUGUGCGAACGCGUCGUCGAGGUGCAGUACAGGGAUUGGCUGCUCGCGCCGUCGCUCCAAAAAGACGGCUCCUUCAACCGGCGGAAAAAACCCCCGGGUGAAGAAACCGCGGAGAGCGAGAACGACGACGCGGAAGAAGGACACGAGAGUCCAGCACACUUCCCCUUCGGGAGCGUCCCGUACAUCGCUCGGCCACACCCCGAACAGAACGGACACACGGCGUUCCUUGUGAAACUGAGGAAAAUAUCCAAAUAGCUGUUGUAUAACUCCAGCACCUAUGAAGACCCCGAAGCAAGCUUAUGAUAAACUACAUUCACAAAUGAUGCUUUUGGUCCGUUUUGCAAUAAAAAAAUCUAUUCAACAAA